Heterobasidion irregulare TC 32-1 is the source of this 1051-nucleotide messenger RNA. RefSeq lists its product as uncharacterized. Gene Ontology annotation, biological process: post-translational protein targeting to endoplasmic reticulum membrane. The transcript has 4 exons. Gene Ontology annotation, molecular function: protein binding. Lineage: Eukaryota; Fungi; Basidiomycota; Agaricomycetes; Russulales; Bondarzewiaceae. The record is from RefSeq and is a predicted model, not a curated record. Bases 1 to 849 code for a protein of 282 amino acids.
AUGGCAGAUCAGGCAGAGCUCGCAUUUGUAAAGAACUUUAUCAAUACACUCGCUUCACAGCCCAUUGUGUUCAACGAUGAUUUCCAACAACCGCCAGAGAACACGCUGAAGAGGGUCCCGGUGCUGCAGGUCGAGGUGCCUUCGCCGCCAGAACGGAAGGUUGACUUGGCGGAGUCCGUCGGAAUCCUCCAAGUGACCUUUAAAUCCCUCAAGCCCCCUUUCUCCAUCUCCGUCUCUGUAUCGCCCGCAGACCCGAUCUCCUCUAUCAAGACACAGAUCGCUGCAGAACCUCGUGCUCCCCCAGCCGACGCCCAACGUCUGCUAUUCAAAGGCAAGGCCCUCGCGGACGCCAAAUUGCUGAAGGAAUAUACUAUUAAGGACGGAGACAUUGUGAACCUAAUGGUUAAACCAGGGUUCGAAUGGGACCCUUCGAAGGAGUCGCUGAAGGAACCAGCCUCCGAAGGCACGAGCGAUGCGCGCCUGAGUCCUAACCCGUCAGGGAAGAAGCGUGGCCACGGACGUAUACCCUCUGUUGUCCUCUCUCCAACCCCGUCCUCGCCAUCCGACAAGCCUCAAGAUAUCCCUCUCGUCCUCGACACGGGUAUCACGUUGUCCGCUGACAUGCCAUCCGAAAGCUCGCCGCUUCCCCAGUCGACAUAUCGCUCCAUUAUAUCUAAGCCAGAGUUCUGGGAGAAGCUCCAUUUCUUUCUCAGCGGGGAAUUCCAUACUCGCAGCGACGCGUCCACCGCGUUCGAAGACUUCCUAAAUGCAAGCAAGGGCGUCCUCACCGUCAGCGAGAUUGCCAAAAUUCGAGACCAUGUCGGCGUUGUGGGCAUGGCGGGUACGUGAUCGAGCCGCUGGUAUAGAGAAGGCGUCGAAGGAAACUGCUUGGGCAUGAUAGUUGGGACUCGGGGCACCAGGAAGCUUCAUUUGUAUUGUAUAUGGGAUCGAAUCUCGCAAUUCAACGUGCUAUCACAUUUACCUAGUUCGCCCAUGUAUAUUGUUCCGCAGAUGCUCAGUGACAGUCCAAAGAAUUUGGCACUUAUCUUGU